Messenger RNA from Ochotona princeps (American pika), 4874 nucleotides. RefSeq names its product alanyl-tRNA synthetase 2, mitochondrial (gene AARS2). The record is from RefSeq and is a predicted model, not a curated record. Gene Ontology annotation, biological process: tRNA modification; alanyl-tRNA aminoacylation. Gene Ontology annotation, cellular component: cytoplasm; mitochondrion. Gene Ontology annotation, molecular function: nucleic acid binding; amino acid binding; ATP binding. NCBI's taxonomy places the organism in Eukaryota, Metazoa, Chordata, Mammalia, Lagomorpha, Ochotonidae. The transcript has 22 exons. The coding region runs from base 202 to 3129 and encodes 975 amino acids.
UACAACAAAACAAGAGUACAGCUUUCGAAGGGCAAGGUAAUUUGUUCAUUUUGCUACUAAUGCUCCCUUUCCCUGGCACCUCCACAAGCGCGACAGAGGACGCCCCUGAGGCCUCCUCUCGCCAGGGGCCGCUGUAGGAGAAGCCCGGCGCCCUUUCCUACGUUACUCUUUGACCCUGUGAAGCCGCUUCCCGGAGCUAAGAUGGCGGCGUCGGUGGCGGCCGCGGCCGUGCGGCUGCGGCCGGCCCUUGGAAGGUCGCUGUCAACCGCGCCCCCUCCAGCCUCGGCGUCGGCCGUGCGGGACGCCUUCCUGAGCUUCUUUCGGGACCGCCAUGGCCACCGUCUGGUGCCCUCCGCUUCUGUGCGGCCCCGAGGCGACCCCAGCUUGCUUUUCGUGAACGCGGGCAUGAACCAGUUCAAGCCAAUCUUCCUGGGCACCAUGGAUCCCCGAAGCGAGAUGGCAGGCUUCCGACGCGUGGCCAACAGUCAGAAGUGUGUGAGGGCCGGAGGCCGCCACAGUGACUUGGAGGAUGUGGGCCGAGACCUAUCCCAUCAUACCUUCUUUGAGAUGCUCGGCAAUUGGGCCUUUGGCGGGGAAUAUUUUAAGGAGGAGGCAUGCAGCAUGGCCUGGGAACUGCUGACUAAGGUCUAUGGGAUCCCAGAAAACAGGCUCUGGGUCUCCUACUUUGGUGGUGACCCUGAGGCAGGGCUGGAGCCGGACCUGGAGAGCAGAGACAUAUGGCUCAGCUUAGGGGUGCCCGCCAGCCGCGUGCUCUCCUUCGGGCCACAGGAGAACUUCUGGGAGAUGGGGGACACUGGCCCCUGUGGGCCUUGCACAGAGAUCCACUAUGAUCUGGCAGCUGGGGUGGGAGCCCCCCAGUUGGUGGAGCUUUGGAACCUCGUCUUCAUGCAGCAUAACAGAGAGGCCAACGGCAGCCUGCAGCCCCUGCCCCAGCGGCAUGUGGACACAGGAAUGGGCCUGGAGAGGCUGGUGGCCGUGCUACAGGGCCGGCACUCCACCUACGACACAGACCUCUUUUCCCCACUGCUCAAUGCCAUUCACCAGGGCUGUGGGGCACCCCCUUACCUGGGCCGGGUAGGGGAGGCAGAUGAGGGCCACACGGACACAGCCUACCGCGUGGUGGCUGACCACAUCCGCACGCUCAGCGUCUGCAUUGCCGAUGGCAUCUUUCCUGGGAUGUCAGGUGCCCCGCUGAUUCUUCGCCGGAUCCUCCGCCGAGCUGUGCGGUUCUCCACGGAGAUCUUAAGGGCACCCCCCGGCUUCCUAGGCAGUUUGGUGCCCGUAGUGGUGGAAACACUGGGAGACGCUUACCCUGAACUCCGGAAGAACUCAGCCCAGAUAGCUGAGCUGGUGUCAGAGGGCGAGGCGGCCUUCCUGGCCUCCCUGCAGCGGGGCCGCCGGGUCAUGGAGCAGACCCUGAGACGCCUGGGGCCUUCAGACACCUUCCCUGCUGAAGUGGCCUGGUCCUUGUCACUGGCUGGAAACCUGGGGCUCCCGUUGGAUCUGCUGGAGCUGAUGCUGCAAGAGAAGGGCGUGCAGCUGGACACUGCUGGGCUACAGCGGCUGGCAGAGGAAGAGGCCCGGCACCGGGCACAGCAGGUUGAGCCAGUUCCAGACCAGGGCCUGCGGCUUGACAUCCAUGCCCUGGGGGAGCUACAGCGCCGAGGGCUGCCCCCCACUGAUGACAGCCCCAAGUACAACUACUCCCUCCAACCCAGCGGUGACUAUGAGUUUGGCACCUGUGAGGCACAGGUUCUGCAGCUGUAUGCAGAAGAUGGGACAGCGGUGGCCUCCGUUGGGGAAGGCCAGCGCUGCGGCCUCCUCUUGGACAGAACCAACUUCUAUGCUGAACAGGGUGGGCAGGCCUCAGACCGUGGCUUCCUGGUAAAGGUGGGGCGGCAGGAUGUGCUGUUCCCAGUGGCUCGGGCUCAGGUCUGUGGCGGCUUCGUCCUGCAUGAGGUGAUGGCUCCCCAGUGCCUGCAGGUUGGGGACCAGGUGCAGCUACACGUGGAUAAGGCCUGGCGUCUGGGCUGCAUGGAGAAGCACACGGCCACCCACCUGCUGAGCUGGGCACUGCGGCAGACCUUGGGUCCCAGCACAGAGCAGCGGGGCUCCCAUCUCAACCCUGAGCGACUGCGCUUCGACGUGGCCACCCAGGCCCCACUGACUACAGAGCAGCUCCGGGCGGUGGAGGCCACUGUACAGGAGGCUGUGGAGCGGAAUGAGGCUGUGCAUAUGGAGGAGGUGGCCUUGGCACGCACUGCCUGUGUCCCUGGCCUGCGCUCCCUGGAUGAGGUAUACCCAGAUCCUGUGCGGGUUGUGUCCGUGGGGGUACCCGUGGCGCAGGCACUGGCACCGGCCUCUCAGGUGGCCCUGCAGACCUCCGUGGAGCUGUGCUGUGGCACACACCUACUGCGUACAGGGGCCGUGGGGGACCUGGUCAUUGUCGGAGAGCGCCAGCUCACCAAGGGCACCACCCGCCUGCUGGCUGUCACCGGGGAGCAGGCCCAGCAGGCCCGAGAAGUAGGGCAGAGCCUGGCCCAGGAGGUGGAAGCAGCCACGGAAAGGUUGAGUCGGGGCAGCCAGGGCAUUGCAGAGGCACAGCGGCUAUCCAAGGACAUAGGACGGCUCACUGACGCUGUGGAUACCGCCGUGAUGCCCCAGUGGCAGCGGCGACAGCUCCAGGCCACACUGAAGGGGCUGCAGCGGCGCGCCAAUACUGCCAUCCGCAAGCUAGAGAAGGGCCAGGCUUCAAAGAAAACCCAGGAGCUGCUCGAACGACACCCAGGGGCGCCCCUGAUUGUGGACACGGUCUCUGCUGAGUCCCUGUCUAUGCUGGUGAAGGUGGUACGGCAGCUGUGUGAGCAGGCCCCCAGUACAUCCGUGCUCCUGCUCAGCCCCCAGCCCGUGGGCAACGUACUUUGCGCCUGUCAGGUGGCCCAGGGUGCCACACCUGCCUUCACAGCAGAGGCCUGGGCGCUGGCCGUGUGCAGCCACAUGGGGGGCAAGGCCUGGGGCUCACAAGUGGUGGCCCAGGGCACAGGAAGCACAGCUAACCUGGAAGCUGCUCUCGACACAGCCCGAGCCUAUGCUCUCAACCAGCUCUGAGCCCUGGGAGGCCCUCCCAGCGACCCACAUGGAUUUUAGGCAAGAGCCAGCAGAACCUCCCCCAGAGGCAAUGCAGAGGGCUGGACACCACAGGUCAAGUGGCUGAGCCAAAGUCUUCCAGCACCAGGCCCUACAGGACAUAGAGACAGAGAUAGCCGGGGACACACGUAACACAUGUGGGAACGUGAAGAUAUGAGCCGUGUCAGCUGCAAGUGCUUACUACAAAGUCUGUUUGUGGGGCAUCGCAAGUAAAAUGUGGCGCUGGCAUCCCACAUGGGCACCAGUUCAAGUCCCAGCUGCUCCACAUCUGAUCCAGCUUCUUGCUAAUGUGCUUGGGAUGGUAACUAAGUACGGUCCCUGUAGCCACGUGGGAGACCCAGAAGAAGCUCCUGGCUUCGGUUCGGCCCAGCUCCAGCCAUUGCAGUCAUUUGGAAAAUGAGCCAAGAGAUCACUAUAUCUCCCUCUUUCUCUAUCUCUGACUUUGAAAUAAAUAUCUUUAAAAAAGAAAAAUCUUUGACAUUGGGGCUGCUGUUGUGGCAUAGCAAGUUAAGCUGUCGCCUGCAACACUGGAACAUCCCAUAUCAGAGCACUGAUUUCAGUCCCAGCUAUUCCACUCGUCGUCCAGCUCCCUGCUCAUAUGCCUGAGAAGGCAGCAGGAGAUGACCCCAGCACUUGGGCCUCUGCCACACAUGUGGGAGACCCAGAUGGAAUUCCUGGUUCCUGGCCUUGACCCGGACCAGCGCCAGCUGUUAUAGCUAUGUGGGAAGUGAACAAGCAGAUGGAAGACUCUCUGUAACUCUACCUUUCAAAUAAAUCUUUAAAAACAAAAGUCAUAUUUACCCUCAUUGGACAUUGCACAAUAUAUACAAAUAUCAACACAUUACCUGGUACUCCAUAAAUUUCUACAGUUUUUAUGUGCCUAUUAAAAACAGUGUAAGUGUCUCAGAAGACAGGUGAUCCCUUUUAGUUGGAAGAGAGCAGACUUCCUGCUCCCAGGAACCUGGGAUAGAUGCCCCAUCACUCAUCACUUUACAUGUCAGCGGUAUCUGUGGGCGUGCUCAGUACAGGAUGCAGCCUGGGCACACCUGUCUCCAGCAGAGGGCUGCCUGUGCACCAAGACCCGGAGCUGUCACGUGUGGUCAGGAUGGCCGGGCAAGCCUCUGUGGUCACUCCACAGCAGUAGCUUAUUGUCUUCGAGAACGCCUGUUGAUUUUGUGGAUCAGCAGAGUCACAGGUGCUGGACAGCUGCUGCAGGUGUGGCAGACACCGAGCAAACCACAGUUCCUGCCUGCGUGGCACUCCAUCCCAGCGGGCAGCAGGCUGAGAGAAAGUGUGUCCAACAGCAGGGAGGAGCUCCACAGAGGAAAAGCAAGAACAGGGAGCCCAAGGGGGCAGGUGGUACCUCCCCGAGGUGUGGCAUCUGAGCACAGAGUUGGGAAGUGAGCAAGUAGCCACUGCAGAGGCCUGCAGGUGCGGCAAGGAAGCCCGUGGCUCUGAGCUAGCAGCUGGUUUAGCAGCAGGUGGUAGGGUUAGAGAGCAGGGUUGGACCAACCAAGAUUUAUUUGAGGUAAUAGGCACAGAGAGAUCUUCCAUCGGCUGGUUCACUCCCCAAAUGGCUGCAAUGAUCAGUGUUCACUGUCCAGCAGUGAGGGACUUGGUGCACAGAGCCAACAAUCGUAGACACAGACUGCUCACUGAUAAUCAAUAGCUAAAGUUUAUUAACAGCAAAAGACUUUUUAAAACUG